AUGGAGAAAAAUAACCCGAAGGGCAGUAUUCCUGCCAUUACAGGAGACAUUGACCACUCGAAGGCGAUACGGGUGUUUCCUGAACUGCUUCUGCCGUACAAAUCAACCAUAUUGGCAUAUACCACUUCGUUCGUUUCCACUACCAUAGGGUUCCCUUUUGAUACGGUGAAGACCCGGAUGCAAACGUAUAAACAGUUUGCUUCGUAUUCGGAUUGUGUGCUUUCGACGCUAAGAAACGAAGGAGUCAGGGGGUUCUAUAGGGGCAUCACUGCUCCGUUGAUAUCGACCUCGUUCGUUAGGUCUCUCAGUGUGACCAUCUUCACUAAUACUAAACCGUACUGUUAUGAGGCGUUGUAUGGCUGGCGAGACGAGAAGAACGUGGGCCACCCUUUUGUGCGUAAUUUCCCUGUUUGCUUUGCUGCUGGUGCUGCUGCUGGAUGUGGUGUAUCGAUAUUCGCUUGUCCUUUUGAAUUCACCAAGGUAUACUCUCAGAUCGCUACUCUAGCACUGAAACUGGCCACAGAUAGUGCCAUUGCCAAAGCUGCUUCGCCUCAUGUGGGCACAGUUGAGACGUUCAAGACAAUCCUCAGGUACGAGGGUUUUGGUGGGCUAUAUUCGGGCUACAGGUACCAUCUUGCGAGAGAUGCUAUGGGGUCUGGUGUUUAUUUUGCUGUUUACGAAGCGAUCAAGUGGGCUACCAACACUCUCAUUAAUUCCAGUCCGUCGCAGUCUUCCCCCAUUUCAAUCAUGAUCGCUGGAGGAAUGUCAGGAGUCUUGUGUUGGAUAGCAGUGUUCCCCUUUGACACCACCAAGUCGUUAAUCCAAAAGGACAUUGUCACAAACAUUUUACGGAAACAAGGAGGCGCUCAGCCGUUGCCACAAAAGACAAGAAAGAUCGUUUUUGGCACUCGUGUUUAUAGAGGCUUGAGCAUCUCCAUGCUCCGUUCAUUCCUUGUAAAUAUGGUGUUCUUCACCACUUACGAGUUUGGCAUGAAACAUUUAGCAUAG
Molecule: messenger RNA, 1008 nt
Organism: Candidozyma haemuli
Lineage: Eukaryota; Fungi; Ascomycota; Pichiomycetes; Serinales; Metschnikowiaceae
Exons: 1
Coding region: 1-1008 (335 amino acids)
Biological process (GO): transport
Molecular function (GO): transmembrane transporter activity
Source: RefSeq, a predicted model, not a curated record